Molecule: messenger RNA, 1020 nt
Organism: Penicillium bovifimosum
Lineage: Eukaryota; Fungi; Ascomycota; Eurotiomycetes; Eurotiales; Aspergillaceae
Exons: 2
Coding region: 1-1020 (339 amino acids)
Molecular function (GO): oxidoreductase activity
Source: RefSeq, a predicted model, not a curated record
AUGUCCCUCCUCUCCUCAAUCACCGACUUCCUCCAAGCCCUCCGCGGCACAAACCCAACCCCCCUCCCAGACCCUAGCCCACCACCAACCCUAACAAACAAAUGGAUAAUAAUAACCGGCUCCAACAACGGCGUAGGCCUCGAAGCAUGCAAACUCUUCGCAAAAUGGGGCGCAAAUCUCCUCCUCGCCUGUCGCGAGCAGCCUCCAUCCUGGGAACUCACCCCCGCAUCCGCAGUAGAAACAUGCAAAGACCUCGCUGUCGCGCACGGCCACACAUCCACAAUCGAAGCUUGGCCCCUUGAUCUGGCUGAUUUCGGCAGUGUCGAGGCUUUUGCGAAGAGGUGGUUGCUAAGCGGUCGUGUUUUGGAUGUUCUGGUUAAUAAUGCUGGGAUUGCGGCGGAUCAAGGGGAAGAGACGGGGGAUGGGUUUAGGGUUAUUUAUCAGGUCAACUUCCUCUCCCAAACCCUUCUAACCCUUCAUCUCCUCCCAUCUCUCUCCCGUGCCAACAAUCCCCGCAUCCUCUGUACAACGUCUUGCUCGCACCAUUUCGGCAUUUUCGAUUUGGAUACGCUUGAGCCAAAACAGAAACAGCAACAGCAACGGAAAGGAACAAAUGAUUACGGGAAUAGUAAGCUUUUUCUACAGAUGUGGGUUGCGGAAUUACAGAGGAGACUCGAUAAUCACCUGGAAUACAACCACAUCACGAUCAAUGGGUUGCAUCCUGGGUUUGUUGAGACGGGGAUUUGGGAGGGGCUGAGGAGUGUUGGGAAGAUGUCUGCUGGCGUUGCGGGCUUGGUACGGUGGUUUUCUGUUACAGCGAGGCAGGGCGGGUUGGCCGUUGCUGUUGUUGCUGUCGGGUUGGAGGGGAAGGAGGGUGGGGGGAAGUAUUUCAAUCGGGUUUGGGAGGCGAGGGCGAAGUUUUGGUCUCAGGAUCUUGAGGCUAGAGGGAGGCUGUGGGGGAAGGUGGAUGAGGUGCUUGAUUUGAGGGAGAAGGGGCUUUUGGGUGGGUUGGGCGGUUGA